Messenger RNA from Gryllus bimaculatus (two-spotted cricket), 905 nucleotides. NCBI's taxonomy places the organism in Eukaryota, Metazoa, Arthropoda, Insecta, Orthoptera, Gryllidae. The record is from the annotation of a GenBank genome assembly.
AAAAAAAAUUAUAUGACGCGCCCUUUUGUUAAAGUCGCUCUUUUAGUUUAUCUUAUCGUCUUUAGAGGGCAUCUAGUCGGUGCUUGCAGCGCUACCUUUUGGCCAAUCAAGGAGUGUCCGUGUCAUCGGUAUUACAGAACUGCUGUUAGUAUUCUGUCAUCCAAUUCCGUAAGAGUUGUUCAGGAGUUGUAUUUGGUUGUGUGGGCUGUGCAGUGGCUGUGUGCUUGUGAACAUAGGAAGAAUGACGGACGUAAUGUGAUUUCGUGAAUUACAGUGUUUUCGAUUACAAUAGCGCAGUUUACUUAAAAAUGGCGUUUACUUGUGGAUUUUGGUUACUUAUCAUUAUUGAACUAGUGUGCGUGUUGUACACAAAUGGAGCACCCACAGAUAUUGAAUUAGAUGCCAGAGCGCUACUAACUCAUCGCAUUGACAGUUUGAAUCUCUUGUUAUAUACAUUUCUUUUGAUCUUAACUGUAUUAACUAUUUGGUUAUUUAAGCAUCGUCGACUACGUUUUCUUCAUGAAACCGGAUUGGCAGUCAUUUACGGUCUUAUUGUUGGUGCUUUAAUACGUUACACUGGCACUAGCAGUAAUACAAGUACGGGGUAUCAUAUGCCAGUUGUUCCAGAAAAGGGUUAUUCAUACAAUCAGUCAUUGCCUCCUGACACUUUAUGGUUGAGACAUUUUGGUAAAGGAGCAGGCCCUACUCCUAACAAGACAUAUGCCUAUACAUUUCGUGGUGAAAUUGUAGAUGUUGAAGAUAAUGAAAUUGAUUUAAAGGCUACUUUUGAUCCAGAGAUAUUUUUUAAUAUCAUUCUACCACCAAUAAUAUUUCAUGCUGGAUAUAGUCUUAAAAGAAGAUGUGAUCCGUUCUACAUUGCAAUGGCACCUCCUACACCUGUCUAG